AUGCAUUACCGUUCUUUCUUUACUGCUUUCUUGGCCACGGGCUUGGUGACUGCUCAUCCAUAUCACCAUGCAAAGCGAGCAGUCAGUCCUGAUGGGUCAUGUGGGCCUGCCAACGGCUACACGUGCCCCAGUUCAGCUCCAUGCUGCUCACAAUGGGGUUGGUGUGGCGGAGGCCCCGAGUACUGUGCUGCAGCAUGUCAACCUAACUUUGGAAACUGUGACGGUGGAGGCGGCUCAACUACAACUCAAGGUCCACCCCAAGGCCCCCGUAGUGGGUCCGUCAGGGACGUUCCGAGACCAAAGAUUGGUUCUGUGCCAUACGGCAGCGUCAUAUUCAACUGCGUCAGAAACGGCGACAUAGCCCUUACCUUUGACGAUGGGCCCUACAUCUAUACACCCCAUCUCCUAGAUGUGCUGGCCCAGUACAAUGUCAAAGCCACCUUCUUCGUCGUUGGUAGCAAUGGGAACGGAGACAUCGAUCAAGUGGGCCAAUGGUCUGACAUUAUCAGACGCGCCUAUAACGAAGGCCAUCAGAUCGCCUCCCACACCUGGAGCCAUCCAGAUCUCACCACUCUUUCUUCCGCGGCUCGGAGGGAGGAGAUGUACAGAACCGAACAAGCCCUCGCCAACAUCCUCGGCGUCUUCCCUACCUACAUGCGCCCUCCUUACCUAGCCUUCGAUAGCGCCUCCCAAGCAGACAUGGCCGACCUAGGCUACCACGUGAUCUCCACUAAUCUUGACACCAGAGACUAUGCCAAUAACUCUCCAGAGUUGAUCGGCAACUCUCAACGAACUUUUGACGAGUUCACCGCUCGCGAUCCGGGUUCAGCCAGCUACAUCGUCCUGAAUCACGACAUUCACCGCGAGACUGUCUAUACUCUGGCUGAAUAUGAAAUUCGACGCCUGCAAUCACGUGGCUACCGACCUGUCACUACAGGAGAGUGUCUUGGCGACCCUCCGGCGAAUUGGUAUCGCAGUGUCCCCCAGUCACAGUUCAGGAUCCUCAAUCUGGCGCCGCAGAGUGCGCCGUCGAGCGAGGAUUUGGCUGCGCAAGAAUUUGCCCCACCGGCUAGGACCUGCAAUUUUAUCGAGGAUCCGAAUUCGGUUCAGAGGCUGUUUGCUUUGGUUUAG
Endocarpon pusillum Z07020 is the source of this 1131-nucleotide messenger RNA. RefSeq lists its product as uncharacterized. NCBI's taxonomy places the organism in Eukaryota, Fungi, Ascomycota, Eurotiomycetes, Verrucariales, Verrucariaceae. Gene Ontology annotation, molecular function: chitin binding; hydrolase activity, acting on carbon-nitrogen (but not peptide) bonds. The record is from RefSeq and is a predicted model, not a curated record. Gene Ontology annotation, biological process: carbohydrate metabolic process. The transcript has a single exon. The coding region runs from base 1 to 1131 and encodes 376 amino acids.